UCAUAUUUCGGUUUUCAUGUCUAGGCGCUGGCAGUUUCUACGUUUAGCCACGCAAUUUAGAAAGCCAGAAAUGUCAAAAUAUUUGAUCUAGUUCCUUAUGAUAUUGAAUUCUACCGUAAAGAUUUAAUGAAGUUCAGUUUGGGUGAGGAAAGAAAAGAAAUCUUCGAGGACAACGAAGAAUGGACGCGUUGUCAAGUUUCAUCAAGUCCCUGGACGCAUGCGCGUGGCGCCAAUCCAAGAUGGCGGCCUACUUGUUGUGUUUGACAACAGAUGGAGGGAUUCCUCUUUUUACUCGAACUAAAGGAGAUUUACCUCAGUUGCCAUUCCCAGUAGUUGGUUCUUUGAAUGGUGUUCAUAUGUUUGCGAAGAAUCAGGAUGUCUCUUUACUGAAGACCAUGACAAAUGAUGCUACAGUGGUGUGGAAAGUCUUUCAUGACAGUAUAACGCUGAUAAUAGUGGCAUCAGAUGACAACUCCAGUGAUGCACAUUUGAACAGAGUCCUGAAUCUUGUCUUCAAUGCUAUGGUGAUGUUGCUUGGAAUAGAUGAACUAACGAACACCAGAAAUAUUGAAUUGAUAAAACGAGAAAUGAGGUGUUGUUAUAGUCUGAUAGACAAUAUCCUGGAAGGCACAGAUUUAGUAGGUGAUAUCACACAAGCUGUUGAUGUUAUCCUCUGCCCUGAUGUUUCAGUCCUUCAAGAAACUCUAGAUGCUUUUGUCUCAGCUUUGGAAAGUGAGUUUGGGUGCCUUCUGGUGAUGGGGAAAGUAGCUGUUGCUACUGUUAGAUGGUGGGAGUUAACAGGAAUAGAGACAGUCUUACUGUCAAUGUUAAUCCAUACUCAACUUCCUUGUUCUUCCCGUGAUCUUCCUGUCUACCUCCCAUAUGGCAGCCCCAAGGUUCCUCACAGAUUGGUCACAUUUCAGAUUCUUGAGGGAAUUGAGGUCUGUGUUAUAUGUGGUCCAACACCAACUCUACAGGACAUUGAAUACAAGUUUCUAGACCAGUACUGGAGACCAGUUAUUGAUAUACUCAAGUCAUGCUUGCGAUCCCAUCCACGUAAUCUACCACCCGCGAUUACUAUAGACAGCGGUAUACUAGCAUUUAUCUUGGUGAAUACAGAGGAGAGAAAAUGCUUGACCAGUGUUUUCCCGUCAGGGGUAAUGACGGGUUCUGAAUCUGCAGAAGGUGUUACUCCUGCCAAGCGAAAAUCAGCAUUGAUCUCAUUCUACAAAUCUAUCGUGGAGACGUUGUUUCCUCCCGUAACAGAAUUAACCGAUGAAAAAGAUGAUACUCCAGUAUCACGUGACCCACAUACCAACGUGCCACAUGAAGCCAUGGAAACAUAUACCUGUACAGACGAGUACAAAUGUUACGCUGUCAGGACCGCUACGCACCAAUUGUUUGCCCUCUUUUCGAAAGACGUACCUAUGUACGCCAUGGGUCCCGUCACGUCGUCCACGUUAAAACUUCUAACGAAAGAUCACUUGGUGUAACGGAGUACCUGUGCACCUCUGCCUGGUGUAGACGGGGUCUUGGUCUCCAGUGAAAUAUGCAGCAGCGAAUAAAGCAAGAACGGAUAUUCUAUAAACGGUGAUUAAACACCGCCCGCCAUGUGCUGUCAGCCACAAAGAAUUCUAGUGAAAACUUGUGAUUCAGCUGUUCGACGACAUUCUGCACGAGAAAGUUAAGGAAAUGACAUCUAUACUUAAAUUGUUAGUACUCGACUGUUGCCUCACAUGACUCUUGUGACAGCAAUUAAACCCUCGUUCCCAGGGCCUGCUCUUCGAGCGCCGCCAUCUUUAAGAAGGCCCUGGGAACGAGGUUGGCCAAUUCGAACUAAGACUCGAAGAAGACAUUUCUCCUUUUAAAAUUGUACAUAAGUAUUUAUUAUGUAAAUAAAUUAUCGGAAUCGAAGAUA
This is a messenger RNA of Actinia tenebrosa (Australian red waratah sea anemone), 1918 nucleotides long. Its product is annotated as protein fuzzy homolog. The record is from RefSeq and is a predicted model, not a curated record. NCBI's taxonomy places the organism in Eukaryota, Metazoa, Cnidaria, Anthozoa, Actiniaria, Actiniidae. Gene Ontology annotation, biological process: vesicle-mediated transport; non-motile cilium assembly.